This is a messenger RNA of Bactrocera tryoni, 390 nucleotides long. Its product is annotated as acidic leucine-rich nuclear phosphoprotein 32 family member B-like. The record is from RefSeq and is a predicted model, not a curated record. NCBI's taxonomy places the organism in Eukaryota, Metazoa, Arthropoda, Insecta, Diptera, Tephritidae. Bases 1 to 390 code for a protein of 129 amino acids. The transcript is spliced from 3 exons.
AUGACUUCAAGAAGAAACGAAUAUUUAUCAAGUGCAGCAUAUAGAAGGCUAACUGAGGAACAGCGAGAAUCAUAUAUACAAUCUUUAUUUGAUGAAAUUUGUGACGAUGACGCUCCCUAUGACUUUGACUCAGAAGAUGAAGAAGAAAUUCAAAUCAAUGACAUUGAAAUUGCUGAUGACGAUGCUGAAGUUUCGCAAAGUGCCGCAGAAGUAUUACCUGAUUAUGCGGACUAUGAGGAUGAUGAAGAAGACGAUGAAGAAGAAGAAGUAGAAGAAAAUAAUGAAUUACCUGCUAGUGCCGAAAAAUUUGUUGCACGUGAUGGUACUGAGUGGAUGAAAGAACCAAAUAACCGUUUAAUAGGUAUGUUAUAUUUUGAGGUACCCUCGUAG